CUUGCAACACGAUAAAAACUAAAAUUCUAGAGAGAGAAAAUAUGGUGCAAGAAGACGAAACGAUGCGAAAAGGUCCAUGGACAGAACAUGAAGAUUAUCAAUUGGUAUUUCACGUUCAUAUGUUUGGAGAUCGACGAUGGGACUUCAUAGCAAAUGUUUCAGGUUUGAAAAGAACAGGAAAGAGUUGCAGACUGAGAUGGGUUAAUUAUCUGCAUCCAGGUCUCAAAAGAGGAAAGAUGGCACCUCAUGAAGAGCGGCUUGUUCUUGAACUUCAUUCUAAAUUUGGCAACAGGUGGUCAAAAAUUGCAAGAAAACUACCAGGAAGAACUGAUAAUGAGAUCAAGAACUACUGGAGAACUCAUAUGCGAAAGAAAGCUCAAGAGAAGAAAAGAACAACAUUAUCUCGAUCUUCAUCUCCAUCUUUCUCACACAGUUCGUCUUCAUCGUCAAUCUGUACCAGCAAUCCUACCAUUGAUUCCAUGCCAAUGAUCGAGACCAAAGAACGAAGUUUUUAUGACACUGGGGGAGUCGAAAUGUUUAGUGUUAUGAAAGGCAAAAAUAAGAACAACAAUAAUAGUUUCAAGAAAGCUGCUACCAGGGUUAGUGAUUCUAGUGAUGGACACGAAGGGUAUUGCUCAAUGGAUGAUAUAUGGAAGGAUAUAGAUUUAGAUUUAUUAGAAGAUGAUCAUAGUAUAAAACCAGUUUUUGAUCCUUAUAGCGAAAUAGCAGUACCUUCACUUACAUGGGAAUAUAAUUACUGUUCGAGCACUUCGUGGACGUUCAAUGGCCAAGAAGAGUUCGGUAAAGACAUGAUUUCCCUAACAAGCCAACAAUUUAGCGCAGGAUUAACCGACUAAUUUAUUUGAUUAAUUAAUUUUGGUGUGGAUAGAUGCAAUAAAUUUCACUGAAACACUCUCCAGUUUAUAAUUAUCUCUCUUUAGAUCUUUAUUUGAAAAGCUUCUUUGUAAUAAUGUCUCUUGCAUGCA
Molecule: messenger RNA, 986 nt
Organism: Lactuca virosa
Lineage: Eukaryota; Viridiplantae; Streptophyta; Magnoliopsida; Asterales; Asteraceae
Source: the annotation of a GenBank genome assembly